Girardinichthys multiradiatus is the source of this 2917-nucleotide messenger RNA. It is a transcript of the gene papss1, whose product is annotated as 3'-phosphoadenosine 5'-phosphosulfate synthase 1. The record is from RefSeq and is a predicted model, not a curated record. The transcript is spliced from 12 exons. Lineage: Eukaryota; Metazoa; Chordata; Actinopteri; Cyprinodontiformes; Goodeidae. Bases 163 to 2037 code for a protein of 624 amino acids. Gene Ontology annotation, biological process: 3'-phosphoadenosine 5'-phosphosulfate biosynthetic process; sulfate assimilation. Gene Ontology annotation, molecular function: ATP binding; sulfate adenylyltransferase (ATP) activity; adenylylsulfate kinase activity.
GAGGAGAGGAGCCUCUGCCCUGAGUUCCUCCAUUCAAUGGACAUACCUGUCGCCUGCAUUAACAUUUACCUGCACCAGUAAACAAAGAGCCAGCCGGGUUGUUGCUCUGCUCGUGUUUUUAGCGCCUUGACGGUUAAACUAGCUGCUGACUUCUAAACGAUCAUGGAGACUCAUGGGAACUCGAAUAAGAAACAGAAGCUAAGUAACACCAUUGAGAACUGGGGAAUGCAACGUGCAACCAACGUCACCUACCAAGCUCACCAUGUAAGCCGAAACAAGCGCGGACAGGUUGUGGGCACACGAGGAGGGUUCAGAGGAUGCACCGUCUGGCUGACUGGUCUGUCUGGUGCAGGGAAGACCACGGUGAGCAUGGCUCUGGAAGAGUACCUCGUUUGCCACGGUAUCCCCUGUUACACUCUGGAUGGGGACAAUAUCCGCCAGGGGCUGAACAAAAAUCUGGGUUUCAGCCCAGAGGACCGUGAAGAGAACAUCAGACGUAUCACUGAGGUGGCGCGGCUUUUUGCAGAUGCAGGUCUGGUGUGCAUCGCCAGCUUUAUUUCCCCCUACAGCAGGGAUCGGCUGAAUGCCAGGAAGAUCCACGAGGCGGCAGGAUUGCCGUUCUUUGAGGUUUUUGUUGACGCUCCACUGGACGUCUGUGAGCAGAGGGACGUGAAGGGGCUGUACAAGAAGGCCAGAGCAGGGGAGAUAAGAGGAUUCACUGGCAUCGACUCGGAGUAUGAGAAGCCGGAAGCUCCGGAGCUGGUGCUGAAGACCGACUCGUGCAACGUGAACGAGUGCAUUCAGCAGCUGGUCGACCUGCUCCAGGAGCGGGAUAUCGUUCCUGUUGAUGCCUCCUAUGAAGUGAAAGAGCUCUAUGUUCAGGAGAAUAAACUGGACCUGGCUAAGGCGGACGCAGAGACUCUUCCUGCAGUUCAGAUCGGAAAGCUGGACAUGCAGUGGGUGCAGGUGCUGGCUGAAGGCUGGGCCACGCCUUUGAAUGGCUUUAUGAGAGAGAGGGAGUAUCUGCAGUGUCUUCACUUUGACUGCCUGCUGGACGGUGGUGUGAUUAACCUUUCAGUGCCCGUAGUGCUGCCGGUGUCAACAGCAGAUAAAGAGCGUCUGGACGGCGUGACAGCCAUGGCGCUGGUCUACGAGGGCAGACGAGUGGCUAUCCUUCGUAACCCGGAGUUUUACGAGCACAGAAAGGAGGAGCGCUGUGCUCGGCAGUGGGGCACCACCUGCAAAGACCACCCGUACAUCAAGAUGGUGAUGGAAAGUGGUGACUGGCUGGUUGGUGGAGACCUGCAGGUUCUAGACAGGAUCUACUGGAGUGACGGUCUGGACCAGUACCGACUGACACCCAAUGAGCUCAAACAGAAGUUUAAAGAAAUGAACGCUGAUGCAGUGUUCGCCUUUCAGCUCCGUAACCCAGUCCAUAAUGGCCACGCCCUCCUGAUGCAGGACACCCACAAACGGCUCAUCGAGCGAGGUUACCGCCGGCCCGUCCUGCUGCUCCAUCCGCUGGGAGGCUGGACCAAAGACGACGACGUUCCGCUCCCGUGGAGGAUGAAGCAGCACGCUGCUGUGCUAGAAGAGCGUGUGCUGGAUCCAGAUUCAACUAUUGUUGCAAUUUUUCCGUCUCCCAUGAUGUAUGCGGGACCAACUGAGGUGCAGUGGCAUUGUCGAGCACGUAUGGUGGCCGGUGCCAAUUUCUACAUUGUGGGUCGAGAUCCAGCCGGCGUGCCCCACCCUGCCACAGGGAAAGACCUGUAUGAGCCCUCUCACGGAGCCAAGGUCCUCACCAUGGCUCCGGGCCUCGUCUCCCUGGAGAUCGUUCCCUUCAAGGUCGCUGCUUACAACAAAGUCAAAGGAGCCAUGGACUUUUACGAGCCUAAGAACCAUCAGGAUUAUGAUUUCAUCUCGGGCACACGCAUGCGGAGGAUGGCUCGCGAGGGAGAGAACCCCCCCGACGGCUUCAUGGCCUCAAAAGCUUGGGCCGUUCUGAAGGAGUACUACCAAUCCCUGGAGAAGGCCUAACUGGAAAGCGUCAGCUUUGAACAGAGAAAUGGGAACACAGGAUUACUUGCUAUGUAAAAUGUGGAACGUAGGGACCACUCGGUUUUAUGAAAAACCUCACGCUGGCUUCUAUUCGUUUCACUUCCUGUCAUGAAAUCUGCUUUUAGCCAUGUUACAUUUGUGUUUUUUAUCUGCGUGUAGUUUAUGUAAUCGUACUCACCCUGUCACUGUAGGAGAGGUCAGCAUACUGUCCAGAUGAACGUUUUAAAAGAAUAUGUUUGUGUUUCUCACUACUUUUACAGCUGUAAAUUCAGAUUAAUGCAACCUAAAGUAGAUUAUCUGUAAAUCUAAUGAUCGCGGUGGCCUGAAAUGUUCUGCUUGGUGCGUACUGUUGAUCGGUACCUGAAUAUGUUUUGUGCAUUUGUGAUGUGCAAAUCAAGGAAGAGUCGAUGCACCCGCUGGGCCUCACUUUAUGCUCAUCAGAGCCACAGUCGAGCUGGUCUGUACUGGAUGCAUGCAGGAAGCUGCAACAGUUACACAAACUGUUGCUGUGCACGGGGAAAAGUUGAGUGCCUUCGUCCUUACAAACAUAAUUCACACAAUGGAAUAGGAUUCUGUCUGAUUAGUUGUAUUGUUACACCGAAGAACUAAGUGAACAAAUGUAAUUCUUCUUUUAAACUUUUAGAACAUCUCAGUAUUUUCUUUUCACUGUAUUUAUUCUGCUCACGUCUCAUUUUAACCAUGUUAAAACCAUUUAGUUGGCGAAUUUUUAGUUUCUUUCCUACAUCCAGUUGCCAAUAUUUUCCUUGUGAUAACUCAUUUUAAAGGUCUGGCUGUUGAAUCAGACGGUUGAGAUCAGAUUUAUCUUCAAUGUCCAAUAAACCAUUUCUAGAAAAAAGCA